This is a messenger RNA of Penicillium roqueforti, 384 nucleotides long. RefSeq lists its product as uncharacterized. Gene Ontology annotation, biological process: ribosome biogenesis; mRNA splicing, via spliceosome; maturation of SSU-rRNA. NCBI's taxonomy places the organism in Eukaryota, Fungi, Ascomycota, Eurotiomycetes, Eurotiales, Aspergillaceae. Gene Ontology annotation, cellular component: U4/U6 x U5 tri-snRNP complex; box C/D methylation guide snoRNP complex; nucleolus. Gene Ontology annotation, molecular function: RNA binding. The transcript is spliced from 3 exons. The coding region runs from base 1 to 384 and encodes 127 amino acids. The record is from RefSeq and is a predicted model, not a curated record.
AUGGAAUCGUCCCCACAGUGUGUCCCGUGGCCGGUCGCGGAUCCUGCUUUGACACAGGAACUCUUGGACUUGUUGCAGCAAGGCAUGCAAUACAAGCAGGUCAAAAAAGGCGCAAAUGAAGUCACGAAGUCCCUGAGUCGAGGCACAUCUGAAAUAGUCGUUCUCGCCGCCGACACCGAUCCUCUCGCGAUAUUGAUGCAUGUCCCUGUGCUUUGCGAAGACAAGAACGUCCCGUACGUUUUUCUGCCUAACAAGCACGCUCUUGGUCGAGCAUGCGGCGUGACCCGGCCGAUUAUCGCGGCUACCAUCACCUCGAACGAUGCUGGUGACCUAGCUCCACAGAUCGAAUACCUUAGAGCCAAGGUGGAGCGGCUUGCAAUCUAA